Molecule: messenger RNA, 2027 nt
Organism: Sphaerulina musiva SO2202
Lineage: Eukaryota; Fungi; Ascomycota; Dothideomycetes; Mycosphaerellales; Mycosphaerellaceae
Product: glycoside hydrolase family 76 protein
Exons: 2
Coding region: 363-1718 (451 amino acids)
Biological process (GO): carbohydrate catabolic process; fungal-type cell wall biogenesis
Molecular function (GO): mannan endo-1,6-alpha-mannosidase activity
Source: RefSeq, a predicted model, not a curated record
ACCACCACUCACACCCGUCACCUACCUGUACCUCCUCCUCUCCCUCCUCCACCGCCGUUGCGAGGACAUCCUUUCCGCUCGUUUCACACCGCCGCUACUCUACGCUUCGCCUCGCUUCGCCACGCCACGCCGUGUCACUUUGCGCGCGGUCGUUACUGCCUCUUGCCCGGUCAACACGAGUGCCAGGUCGCUCCGCCACCUCCGUGAGCCACUCGCAUAACCACGACUACACCGCGGCGAGCUUGUCGAGAGUCGAUCUCACCGAAAGCGACUCUGCAUUGCGGUCUUCGUGCGCCUUUUCACGCUUCUGGCCAGAGUGGCCACCAUCUCCUUGAGGCGUCAGCACCACAAACACCGCCAUUAUGAAGGUCACGGCGGCUUUCAGCGCUCUGCUGGCAGCGCGCUCCGCGGCCGGUAUUAGCCUCGAUUUGAACGAUCCAAACAGCAUCAAAAGCGCGGCGCGGACAUGCGCAGAUGGCAUGUUGAGUUUCUACAAGGGCAAUCUCACAGGAGGAAUUCCAGGUCUGCUACCUGGACCGUACUACUGGUGGGAGGCCGGAGCCAUGUUUGGCGCCAUGGUCGAUUACUGGUAUUAUACUGGAGACACCACAUACAACGACGUUACGACCGAGGCACUGCUGUUCCAGGUCGGACCUGAUGAGAACUACAUGCCUCCCAACCAGUCAAAGUCGUUGGGUAACGAUGACCAGGCUUUCUGGGGAAUGGCAGCCAUGUCAGCUGCGGAAGCCAACUUUCCCAAUCCUCCACCAGAUAAACCACAGUGGCUGUCGCUAGCCCUCGCGGUCUGGAAUUCACAGUCUGUUCGAUGGGACACGACGUCCUGUGCAGGUGGACUCAAGUGGCAGAUCUUCACCUUCAACAAUGGUUACAACUACAAAAACUCCAUCUCUAAUGGCUGCUACUUCAACCUUGCGGCGCGUCUGGCACUGUAUACAGGAAAUACCACCUAUGCUGAUGAGGCCAAUAAGAUGUGGGACUGGGUCCGCUCGGUCGGCCUGAUCAGCGACGAAUACUUUGUUUACGACGGUACUGAUGAUACACUCAACUGCACCGAGCUGAACCACAUUCAGUGGUCCUACAACGCCGGUGUCUUCCUCUAUGGCGCAGCUACCAUGUGGAAUAUUACGCAAGGAACGCCCGAUCAAGACAAGUGGCGCCAACGGACCCAAGGCAUGUUUGAUGGCGCCGCAAAGAUCUUCUUCCAGAACAACGUCAUGUAUGAAGUAGCUUGCGAGCCCUCGGGAAACUGCAACAUUGAUCAACAGUCCUUCAAAGCCUAUCUCUCCCGUUGGAUGGCGGCUUCGACCAAGGUCGCUCCCUGGCUUCACGAUUCGAUCAUACCGCUCCUUUCAAGCUCAGCCACGGCAGCUGCGAAGUCUUGCACAGGCGGAGCAGGUGGAGUGUUUUGUGGCACAAAAUGGACAGAAGGUACCUUUGAUGGUGCCAUGGGAGUCGGUCAACAGAUGAAUGCGCUCGAAGUCAUUCAGAGCAACCUGAUUGACUCUGUCCAAGGUCCUCUUGGAAACAAGACUGGUGCUUCGUCCGUCGCUGCUAAUCCCGACGUCGGACUCGGCGGAGACAAGGACCCACUUGCGCCUCCCAGUGCUAUUACCACGGCGGAUCGCGCGGGCGCUGGUAUUGUGUCGGCUUUGGUAAUCGUUGGCCUGCUCGGUGGUGCUUGGUGGAUGGUAGCAUAAUUUUUGGAGAGUGGGGUAUUAGGACCGACCGCAUAAUGGUAAUGUCAUUGGUAAAUUGCCCAAUGGCACAAUUGGCACAAACUUGAACAUGAUCAUGGAAAGCCACAUAGGGGGGGGUGAGGGGAGAGAGAUGGGGCGUUUUGUAGGGGACAGGAUUUUUUCCAAAGGAACAUCGACGGACAGGUGUGUACACUACUACAUGCUUUUGCAAUGACGAAAGAAAUACGACUUGUGUGUGUUGUGUGUGUGCGUGUGUGCAUUACAUGUACAUGUACCUCCAUAUAUACAGUGGGUUUAUAUGGAGCGCGG